AUGAGUGAGAGAGUGACGUUGGAAGUAACAGAGAAGCGAGAGAUGGGAAAGAGAGAAAAGGAGAAGGAGAAGGAGAAAGCGAAGAGGCAGAGGUAUCUUCUGAAAACGGAACCGUCGGAGUGGUCGUGGGAGGACCAGGCGGCGAACGGAGGCAUAAGCAAUUGGGAUGGGGUUAAGAACAAGCAGGCCCAGAAAUACCUAAAGUCCAUGUCCCUCGGCGACCUCUGCUUCUUCUACCACUCCGGUCCCAAGGCCCGCCGCAUCGUCGGCGUUGUCUCCGUCGUCCGCGAGUGGGACGGCGACGCGGUGGACGUGAAGGCCGUGGGAGAGAUGAGAAGGCCCGUCGACUUGAAGGAGAUGAAACAUUUCAAGGAUUUCGCUCUCUUGAAGCAGCCAAGGCUUUCCGUUGUCCCUGUUCCCGACCUCAUAUGGGAUGAAAUCUGCCUUUUGGGAGGUGGCUACGACGGCGACCAUGCUCCCUGA
Messenger RNA from Sphenostylis stenocarpa, 483 nucleotides. NCBI's taxonomy places the organism in Eukaryota, Viridiplantae, Streptophyta, Magnoliopsida, Fabales, Fabaceae. The record is from the annotation of a GenBank genome assembly.